Molecule: messenger RNA, 4780 nt
Organism: Mauremys mutica (yellowpond turtle)
Lineage: Eukaryota; Metazoa; Chordata; Testudines; Geoemydidae
Product: endoplasmic reticulum aminopeptidase 2-like
Exons: 19
Coding region: 539-3355 (938 amino acids)
Biological process (GO): peptide catabolic process; proteolysis
Cellular component (GO): cytoplasm
Molecular function (GO): peptide binding; metalloaminopeptidase activity; zinc ion binding
Source: RefSeq, a predicted model, not a curated record
UUUAGUCUGGGGUUUUCAAAUGCACCUGGGAAGUGCCUAUGUUUAUUCCUUUUCUAUUUUUAAAGCUUCCUAAAAUGUCAGCCCCCAGUACACAUCUUUACUUGUAAUGCCUUAAAAGCAGUUUUACUACAAUUUCAGUUUUAGGGAUAGCUGCAGAAGAAAAAGGAUAUACAUGUAUUUGUUUCACAAAUAACAUUAAGUAUAGGACAGCAGAUUGCAAUAUUUUAUCAGAAUGCAAAGCUGUUUCUGAAAAGUUAAAAAAUCGUUCAACUGGCAGCCACAAGAGGUGGCUAUUUUCCUACUUUUGUCUCAACAAGAGUGGGUGAUGACAAACUGAAAAGAAACUGAAAAUAAAAGGACAAUUCUGCCUUCAGUACGGUUAAAAAAAGAGACGAGACGGAUAAGCAAUCAAGAAAUUCUCCGCUAGACAGAAGAUAUGCAUUUUUGUUUGUUUGUUUUUGAUUGUUAGAAUAAAAUGCUGAAGUAGCUAAAAUACAAAAUCCAAUAAACAAUUACAACAUUUCAGUGGCCAGUGGCAAUGCUAUUGCUAUUACACAUUUUGAACUUUGUUGGAAUUAAUUAUGCCCUCAGUGGAGAAAGAAGCAUUGAAAACACAUCUUUUCCUAUAGCAACAAAUGGACAGCCAUUUCCAUGGAAUAAAUUAAGGCUCCCUGGUUGGAUCCUCCCAGUCCAUUAUGACCUUGUAAUUCACCCGAAUCUGACUUCAUUAAUAUUCAUGGGAUCUGUGAAGAUUGAAGUCACUGUGGUACAUGAAACUAGCACCAUAGUCUUACAUAGCAAACAUCUGGAAAUCACCAGUGCAGCUAUUGAGGAGGAAAAUGGAAAGACCCAAGCAGAUUUAAAACAAAUGAAAGUUUUGGAAUACCCGCCCCAUGAGCAAAUUGCCUUUCUAUAUGCUGAACCAUUGCUGGAGGAUAAGAAGUAUUUCCUUUCUAUAAACUAUAUUGCCAAUCUUUCAGACGGUUUCUAUGGCUUUUAUAAAAGUACUUACAAAACUAAGGAUGGUCAAACAAGAUUGUUGGCUUCUACUCAUUUUGAACCUACUUCAGCCCGGAUGGCAUUCCCAUGUUUUGACGAACCAUCCUUUAAGGCAAAUUAUACAAUAAAGAUUCGGAGGGAUGGGCAACAUAGUGCACUAUCUAAUAUGCCAAAGGUAAAGACUCUAAAGCUAGACGACAACAACCUGUUUGAAGAUCACUUUGCAGAGAGCGUAAAAAUGAGCACCUACUUGGUAGCAUUUAUAGUUAGUGAUUUCCAGUCAGUCAGUGGUACAACUUCAUCUGGAAUUAAGGUGUCAGUAUAUGUCACUCCAGAGAAACUGAAUCAAGCUCGUUAUGCACUGGAAGCUGCCAUAAAGAUAUUGGAAUUCUAUGAGCAAUAUUUUGGUAUCUAUUACCCUCUCCCAAAACAAGAUCUUGUUGCUGUCCCUGACUUUCAGUCAGGAGCCAUGGAGAACUGGGGCCUGACCACAUACAGAGAGACUUCUCUGCUUUAUGAUCCUGAGACUUCUUCUGCUUCUGACAAACUUUGGGUUACCAUGGUCAUAGGACACGAACUUGCUCAUCAGUGGUUCGGUAAUCUUGUUACCAUGGAAUGGUGGAAUGAUAUCUGGCUGAAUGAAGGGUUUGCUCGAUACAUGGAAUUUAUAUCUGUUGAUGCCACAUACCCAGAGUUGCAAGUGAAUGAUUAUUUGUUAGGUACCUGCUUUGCUGCAAUGGGAAGAGACUCUAUGAACUCAUCCCGCCCCAUAUCUUCAAAAGCAGAAAACCCAACACAGAUCAAGGAAAUGUUUGAUACUGUGUCGUAUGAAAAGGGGGCCUGCAUUCUGCACAUGCUGCGGAACUUUCUGACUGAAGAGGUGUUCCAGAAUGGAAUAAUUCAUUACUUAAAGAAACACAGUUAUAGUAAUGCAAAGAAUAAUGAUCUCUGGACCAGCUUGGCUAAUACAUGUUCAGAAGAGGACUUUACUUCUGGUAAAUUUUGUUACAGCAAAAGUCAGGUGGCUAAGAAUGCACAUAGCUAUUAUGUUGAUGAACACUUUGAUAUCGCGGAGAUAAUGAACACAUGGACACUCCAGAAAGGAAUUCCAUUGAUUACUGUCGAACAAAAUCAGAAGAGAAUUAAAAUAAAACAAGAACGCUUCUUGAAAGGCAUUUUCCCACAUGAUCCUCAAUGGGCCUCAAUGCAGAUUGGCUUCCUCUGGCAUGUUCCCUUGACAUACAUCACAAGCCACUCCAAAAGUAUUGGAAGACAUUUACUGAAGAACCACUCAGAUACCAUAGAACUGGAGGAAGACGUCAAUUGGGUAAAAUUCAAUGUAGACAUGAAUGGCUAUUACAUUGUGCACUACGAAGGGAAUGGAUGGGACACAAUCAUUAAACUGUUGAAUCAGAACCACACCCUUUUCAGCUACAAGGACCGAGCCAGUCUGAUCCACAAUGCAUUUCAGCUAGUCAGUGCAGGAAGGCUGUCACUGGAUAGAGCUCUUGAUCUGACGCAAUAUCUCCAACAUGAAUCCAGUAACAUAGUACUUCUGCAAGGCCUGGGUUACCUGGCAGGGAUCUAUCGCAUGAUGGAGAGAAGAAAUAUUUCCGAUGUCACAGAAAGCCUCAAGAGGUACAUCCUGCAACAUUUUAAGCUGGUGAUUGACAGGCAGACCUGGAGUGAUGAGGGCUCCAUCUCUGAUAGAAUGCUACGUUCUGCUCUCCUCGAGCUUGUGUGUGACCUGCAAUAUCCUCCCUGUAUCCAGAAGGCAAAUGAGCUUUUCAGCAAGUGGAUGGAAUCGGGUGGAAAUUUAACUAACGUUCCUUCUGAUGUCCUGGAGACUGUGUAUUCUGUUGGAUCUAAAACCACCGAUGGCUGGAAUUUUCUUUUGGAGAGAUAUAAAGUGUCCAUGUCUGGUGCUGAACAGGGAAAGAUCCGUUCAGCUUUGGCAAGCUGCAAAGAUGAUGCAAAACUAACAAGGUUGCUGGAGCUUGCAAUGGAGGGACAUAUUAUCAAGACUCAAGACCUGUCAUCAGUUAUUUAUAGUGUCAGCACAAAUCCAGCUGGACAACAUCUUGCAUGGAAGUUUGUAAAGAAAAAUUGGAGCAAACUGCUAGAAAAAUUUCCUCUGGGGUCCUUCUCAAUCAGAACGAUUAUAAUUGGAUCAACAGCACAGUUUUCCUCAAAACAAGAGCUGGAAGAGGUGAAGUUGUUUUUUGAAUCUGUAAAGGAGGAAGUGUCACAGCUGAGAGCACCCCAGAUUGCCGUGGAGAAUAUUGAGAAGAAUAUAAAAUGGCUGGAGAGAAAUUUAGUAACAUUAACAAAAUGGAUAUUAGAGAAUCUUAAGUAAAGCUGCUUGAGAUCAGAUGAAAGAGUGCGGUAUUACUCCGUGCAUUAAAAUAACACAUUUAAAAUCAAACUAGAUUUUUUUCUUCUGAACAGGUGCAUAAUUGCUACAGUACUUUGCUGAACAUCAGUCUUGUUGAAUUAUGCAGUUCAUUUAAUGAAACCUUCCUGACAUCUGAUCAUUUAUUUUUAUGAAAUUUGGACUGCCAUGUUUACAUUGGUUUUGUGUUUGUCUUUAUGGAUAUUUAAGUGUUUAAGCCAAUUGAAGGACUGUAGCUAUAGACUUGGAAGAGUGUGUGUAUGUGUAUGUGCAUGUGUGUGCGUUUUUGAUUUCACAGGAACCUUGUAAAAUUAACUUUGAAGUUCCAGGGUGGGAUACAUAUGUAACUUAGGCCUUCUACUAAAUUUCUUAACAGCUGCAUAGAACCCAGCCCUGCCACUGUGUGCCUUACUUAUUGGUCUUGUCAGUGAUUUCCUCUGUUCCCUAAAAAAAAGCAGCUUUCCCCAGGUUUUGCCUUUGGCAGCUUAAGAAACAUAAAACAACUUCUAUCAAAGACAAAAUACUGUGUAAGGGUUAUGAUAGAUGAAAACAACUUAAUUUCAUUUAAAAAAGAAAUAUGCUUAUUGUGAGGCUAUCUUUUUAGAUUCUUCUAGCAUAGAAAUUGUAUGUCUCUUAUGCAAAUCCAAAAUCAAGGAUUUUUUUUUUAAGAGAUCAAAAUAUUUCACAGGUGUGGGAUAAAUAUUUAGCUAAGAAACUGGAACAAAAUACUACUGUAUGUUUAGAUAAUAUUGGAGACUGUGACACGAAACAAAUUGUAACAAAAAAUCCAACAUUAAGCUUGACAUCUCAGGGAAGCAAAUCUAGGACCCUUUUUGAAGGCUCUUGGUUGGCCCUCUUUCCUUCAACCAGGGGCAUUGUGAAAGUAGAAUGAAUUAGAUUGUAAAAGUAGAAUGGAUUAAAGAAAUGCUGUAUGUUCCUUUAAGCAGGAAUGAGGAAUGUUGAAAUAAAGUUGUCAGGAAGAGAAACAUUAAGGUGUGGAACAAUGGGUCCACUUAAGCUAAUGGUGGGACCUUAGAAGGAGAUCCCUAAGAGUUAAUAAGGAAAUAAGAUAUGUGUGUCUAGCCUCAGGUAAACUUACCAGUUCUGUUCCCUUUGUUAUUUUGUUAAGUUCAUGCCCUUUUUAUCUGUAUAAAUAAAGUAGCUUAAGCCUUGCAUGGCACUCACACAUUAUCUGGGUGUACUAGCAGAGUGCUUUGCUAAUAAAACAGAGUGGCCUGACAAAUUGUGAGUCCUAAAUCUGACUUUGACAGGCAGCUCUAGCUUUUCUGCCGCCCCAAGCACGGCAGUCAGGCAGCCUUCAGCGGCUUGCCUGUGGGAGUUCCCCGGUCCCGCGGUUUCAGCAGCUUGCCUGUGGGAGGUCCGCCAGUC